Molecule: messenger RNA, 1086 nt
Organism: Coregonus clupeaformis (lake whitefish)
Lineage: Eukaryota; Metazoa; Chordata; Actinopteri; Salmoniformes; Salmonidae
Product: PRA1 family protein 3
Exons: 3
Coding region: 74-649 (191 amino acids)
Biological process (GO): negative regulation of transport
Cellular component (GO): membrane
Source: RefSeq, a predicted model, not a curated record
CUUUGGUAGCUAGUCUCUUUGGUUUUACUGGUCAGCUGAUGUGUCAAAAAAUAUUUGAGCAGUGAACUCGGAAAUGGCAAGGAUGGAGCUUGCACCGCUCAGACCAUGGGAUGACUUCUUCCCAGGAGCUGAUCGUUUUGCCAAACCCGAUUUCGGAGAUUUAACUAAAUGGAACAACAGGGUAAUCAGCAACUUGUUAUACUAUCAGACCAAUUACUUCGCAGUGGCCAUCGUGGUUUUCCUGAUCGUGGGAUUUCUGAACCCUCUUGGCAUGUUUCUGGGAGGGGCAGUGGUUUCUCUGGUCUUCAUGGUUUCGGUGUGGGCGGGAGAGAACAAGAAUUUCAUCAAGAACUUCAAGAAGAAGAACCCCACCCUGUUUGUCAUCGCUGUCAUGGGAACAAGCUACUUCCUGCUGUCACUAUGUGGUGGAGUGAUGGUCUUCAUCUUUGGAAUUACUUUUCCCUUGCUGUUGAUCCUGGUCCAUGCAUCUCUGAGGCUGCGCAACAUGAAGAACAGGCUGGAGAAUAAGAUCGAGGGAGUGGGCAUGAAGAAGUCCCCAAUGGGCAUCAUCCUGGAUCUGCUAGACCAACAGGAGGAGAAGAUCAACAAGAUCCAGGACUUCCUGGAGUCCAAGCUAAACAAGGAGUGAGGGGGGAGAGAGCCAAAAUGGCACCCUCAUUCAAUUCAACAUGGUUUGCUUUUUCCUUUAACACUAAAAUCAAGCGUUGAUUUUUACCCCGCAUAAUGUCAGUGGUGUCACAUUCUCCUUAUUUGUCAUUCUCACUCAAUUUUGUUAUAUUGAAUGAACACCUUUAUACAUUUUGUGUCAAAGUACCUGAUUUCUUUAGAGCAUUUCAGAAAGAUUUGUACAGUCCUGUAUGGAUCAUAUGUUUGGGGAAGGCACUCUGCACAAUGAAAUGAGGCAUGAGCAUACCUGUAUAUUUGCCCAUUAAUGUUCAAAGUAACACGCAAUACACAUGUUGUCAUUAUGUAAUUGCAAUACAUAUCCUGGCACAUUUUACUCUGUCGAACUUGACAAAAUAAAGCUGCGUGCCAGAAUGCAAUAACUAUUGCACGUUAAAACAA